Molecule: messenger RNA, 3157 nt
Organism: Cydia pomonella (codling moth)
Lineage: Eukaryota; Metazoa; Arthropoda; Insecta; Lepidoptera; Tortricidae
Gene: FipoQ
Product: F-box/LRR-repeat protein 2
Exons: 11
Coding region: 256-1806 (516 amino acids)
Biological process (GO): SCF-dependent proteasomal ubiquitin-dependent protein catabolic process; positive regulation of protein ubiquitination
Cellular component (GO): SCF ubiquitin ligase complex
Molecular function (GO): protein binding
Source: RefSeq, a predicted model, not a curated record
AGUGAUAUAUCUCUUUUCAAUAAUAUACUUGAUUUUAACCGAAAACCGAUAAAAAGUAGAAAAAUUGAAACAUUCCACCAAUAUUUCCUGUGGCGUACUUUAGACUCGACUACUCCCAGAUGAUUCCAAAAUUAAACACAGCGUCUCGUAUUCUCCGCUCUCCACCAACUUUCAACGCACAUGAAGUGAACCCGUGAUUAGUGUCAUUUUUCAGUAAAUUUUCUUUUUAAUGAGUGUUUCGUGGUGAAUUGUAUCAUGGAUCUAGGAACAGAUAUAUGGGGCCAACUAGCCCUGGAAGCCAGUCAGGUCUAUUUGACAGAAGAUGGCAAAGUUCGGAGUCCAUUCGCAAACACGACAAUUGAAAAAUUACCCGACAAAGUUUUAUUAAAUAUAUUUUCGUAUUUAUCACACCGGGAAAUAUGCCGCAUGGCUAUGGUCUGCAAAAGGUGGCGCCUAGUAGCUUACGACACCAAACUGUGGACGCACGUCAGUCUACGACCUGAAAUAUCUGGAUUACACGUCGGUUCUUUGGAAUCGCUAUUGGCAUUGAUAUCAAUAAGAUUUGGACCGUCUCUUCGUUACAUAGAGCUACCAAUCGAGCUGAUCACGCACACUGUUCUACACGAGUUGGCUGCGAAAUGUCCUAAUUUGACCCACAUGCUACUUGAUUUUAGUACUGCCAUGCAGCUGCACGACUUCUCCGAGAUGCAGGCGUUCCCCACGAAGCUGCGCUACCUGUGCAUCUGCCUGUCCGAGGUCAUCUUCAUGGAGGGCUUCAUGCGAAAGAUAUACAACUUCAUCAACGGCCUUGAGAUUCUACAUCUUAUUGGAACGUAUGAGAAGAUAGAAGAGGAAGAGGAGGAAAUCUACGAAGUCAUCAACGUGCACAAGUUGAAGUCCGCCACACCCAACUUGCGCGUGAUCAACCUCUACGGCAUCAACUUCGUGGACGACUCGCAUAUUGACGCUUUCAGCUCAAAUUGCAUACAGUUGGAGUGCCUGGCAGUGAACUUCUGUAAUAAGGUCACGGGUUCCACCAUGAAGACGCUUUUUCAACGCUCUCGGCGUCUCACUUGCCUGCUCAUGAAUGGCUGCAGUCUUCAAUCAGAGCACGUAAUGGCGGUCGAGUGGGAGAAGUCCUCUAUCCAAGAACUGGACGUGACAGCCACAGACUUGUCCACGGAAUGCCUUAUCGACAUGUUGACUCGCGUGCAGAAUCUCCGCUUUUUGAGCGCCGGUCAGAUCAACGGGUUCAAUGACUCCGUGCUCAAGGCCUGGCUGGAAGCUGGGACUGCCAAAAACCUUGUCGCCCUGGACGUGGACUCGUCCGACAACUUGAGCGACGAGGCUCUGCACCGUUUCUUGUCGCGCUACGGCUCGCAGUUGUGGGGUCUGGUGUGUAGCGGCAUGCCGCACAUCACGGACCAGCUGUGGCAGAGCGUGUUGCAGCUCUUGACUAACGCUAAAAUAUUAAUAAUGGGGACACAGGAGAGACUUGGAGUCAAUAUUCACGUUGAUCAGCUAAUGGACGGCAUAGCGAACAACUGCCCCAACUUGGAGCGCCUGGAGCUCCGCUGGGACCCUGAAAACCUUCGCUUUAGCGACAAGAGCCAGAAGGCCAUCGACAUUCUGCGUGUCAAGUGUCUUAAGCUGAAAUGUCUCGUGCUCAGCGACGGCCGGUACUACGAGAUCGUGAAAGCCAACUUCGAGCGCGCGGACCGCACCACCGUCGUCCGUACCUCUACAAACUGCCGCGUGUCCAAUUAUUAUCUGCUGUCCAACUACAAGGAGCUCAUAUUCAACUAGAUGUUCAGCGCCGAUCACGAAACAGUGUCGUGAACGAUAACUUAUGACCGCACCUCCACGGACUGCCGCGUGUCCAAUUAUUAACUGCUGUCAUAAGGAGCUAUAGGUACCUUCAGCGCCGAUCCCGACACAGUGCCGUGAAGGAAAACUAUACUAACACAACCGUCGUCUGCACCUCUACAGUAACUGCCGCGUGUCCAAUUACUGCCUGCUGUCCAACCACAGUGAGAUCAUAUUAAACUAGACCCUCAGCUCCGAUGACGACUAGCUGUCGCACCUUCACCAAUUGCCACGUCUCCAAUUACUUGCUGUCCUGUUGUUGGCUGUUGUUGUUGUGUGUGUGACAAGGAACUCAUAUACAACUAGACCUUCAGCGCCGAUGAGGACAGUGUCGUGACUGCACCUUCAACCACUGCCGCGCGUGUCCAAUCAUUACCUGCUGUCCAACUACAAGAACCUCAUAUUGAACUAGAUGUUCCGCGCCGAUCACGACAGUGUCGUGAAGGAAAACUAUUGGGCGCACAACCGUCGUCCGCUCCUUUACUAACUGCCGCAUAUUCAAUUAUAUAUGUACCUGCUGUCCAACUACAAGGAGCUAAUAUUCAGCUAGACCGUCAGCACCGAUCACAAUACCCUGUCGUGAUGCCAGACUCCAGCGUUAACCUGUUGGUUUUUAACUAAAAAGAUUUACUAAAUAUAUAUCUGCGUCGUUUUACAUAUGCAUCGAUUCUGUAUGUUGUCCAAAGGAUAUAAAUAAGGACAAAGCCGAGCUACAAAAACUGCCAAAUCUUGAAAUCUGUGACGAAAAGGACAGAUGAUAACGACCCACCUUUACCCUUUUAGCAAUAGUACGUCGUUAUUCCGAGGUCACUAAACUGAAGAACAAGAACCAGCCAAAGGAAAAUAAGUUCAAAAGUUUCUCGAAUUUCAAACUUUUCAAAGUCACGAAAAUAAUUGUCUUGAGAAAACAAGACAAAUCGUUUGUUGGUUUAUUGACCACUGCUAUGAUUGGGAAACUUUUCCCAGUCAGCCAAGAUUAUGAUUAGGCAAGUUUUUAGAGCGCCGUACAAAACUUUAUUGACGGAGCCCUUAUGGGAUCGCUUCGGUCUUGCAAAUCAAUUAAAUGCGUUUUUAUAAUAUUUCUGUAACAUGAGAAUAAUCCUACCUUUUAAAUUUAAAUGUGAAGUGUCAAGCGUUUGUUCUGUAAGUAUUAAAUUAUUUUCAUUAAAAAAGGGAUGUUAGAAAGAGGAAAGAUUUUAUAGUAGAUAUAAAUAAGGUGCUGCCAUAAGAUAUUAUAUUUUGUAUGUAUGUUCCCUUUUGACGUCUGUUAUAAUAAACUGUUAGAUCCGUA